Molecule: messenger RNA, 823 nt
Organism: Blepharisma stoltei
Lineage: Eukaryota; Ciliophora; Heterotrichea; Heterotrichida; Blepharismidae
Source: the annotation of a GenBank genome assembly
AUGGCCCAACCUUUACGAGAUUCUCAAAGGUGACUUUUGAAUAACUGGGUAUUAUCUUUCAUUUUCUGGCUCAGAAUGCAGCAAGAACAAGAUAUGGAAGUUGUGCGUAAGAUUCACAUAGAUUACACUUAUUACAGACAUAGCGCCCCAAAAGAUGUUAUUUAUUACCGCUGCUCAGAUAGGCGUUGUCCUGCAAGGCUUCACUAUGAUACUCAGACGAAAGAAAUUAGUUUUAAAAAUAAUCAUUUGAGCCCAGCGAUUCAUAGGCCUUCAAACUCAAAAAGAGCCAUCACUACCCAGCAGCUGCUGAAAAUGCCUGACCACAAAAUGAGGGCUCCUGUAGUUGUAACCCAAGUAAUCCCAUCUCAAAAGGUGAGAAGUGAAGAAGAGUUAAAUUUGCCGAAGAAGAGAGAAAGGUUUGUCACAUUAAUCAAUGGCUCGCCUCAAGAAAUAUUUAUGAUCAGAUUCUUUGUGGACAACGUUGAUUCUGCACACCUAUUUUCAAGAGAAGUGAUAUAUUGCUUUGCAUUAAUUUUUUCUAGCCAAAAAGGGAUUUUAUAUGUGAAAAUCUAAAAAUUUCACAUGAAGAUAAUUUUUGAUGGUCAGAACUAUAAAGAAAUUAAAGCAGCAUAUAAUAUCAAAAUGCAUUGGAAAUAAAGUCAAUUGUUUUACCACAGGAGUUCAGCUUACCUUUGCAAAUUCGCAAGAUCUAAAAGUUGUGAUUGAGGUGGAGACUGUACAAGACCAAAUUUCAAAGGUUAUUUUGUUGAUGAACCAGGUUUUUGGAAAAGAAAUUGAUGUUGAUAUCUUCAAGAAGCAUUAA